Messenger RNA from Penicillium brasilianum, 690 nucleotides. Lineage: Eukaryota; Fungi; Ascomycota; Eurotiomycetes; Eurotiales; Aspergillaceae. The record is from the annotation of a GenBank genome assembly.
CUCUUAAACUCCAUACACGGCCGCACAUCCAAGAGUCCCAGACCCAGCUCCCACAAUACAAAAUGACCGAUCAGUACACCCACAGACUGAAGCAACUAGUCUCUCUUGUCGAAGAAGAAGGCUGGACAGACUUCGGCUUCCUCCUCUUCCGCACAAGCUACAACGACGAAACCCUCUGGGAAACCUUCCUCGAGUACAAAGACCAAAUUCUUUCCUCGGCUAUUGAGAAUGCACCCCCAGAAUCAGGGUUAUCCCGUAUUACCGACAAAAUGUACCUCAAGCAGGUCUCCAACGAAGCUUUGAGGGAUAUUACCCCCGAACAAGUCGCGAUCGCUUAUCGCAGCUUGGAAGAAGGUGCGAUCGAUGGAGAUGGGAAUUUGGAGGAUAGGAUUGAACCGGGUCUUCGGACGAAUGUUUGUCUUAUGGUUGAUGAAGAGUGUAUGCGGUCUGUUGUUGGGUGGAGUGAGGUCGGGUCGAUGUCUGUGCCGUUUGUGAAGGCUGUCGAUGUUUUGUUAGGGGAGGAGGACGUGGGGUUUUCGGGGGUGUUUAAAGUUGCGAUUUCGUCAUUGUUUACGGAGUUGUAUCUUGAGCAGCUCGAGUGUGGUGAGACGGUGGAGUUGGUGCCCGAGGGCGAUACGAUUUAACAAUAUAUCUAUAGAGCCUGGACACAUAUAGCGCGGCAAAUUCAAG